AUGGACAUUGACAAUGAUCGGAGCGCCAGGCCGGACGAUGACUUGGCUCAACUUCCGGAGGAUGAUUACGGGACGGACAUUGAGCUGGAUGAAGAGCUCGAGAGGGUACUCUACCGAGCCGAAUCGCAAGUUUUACAACUACCACCUCCUACACUUUCCGACCCUUUCCUUGUCCCGCCGACGCUUGCUGUCGAGAGGGAUGAAGAGAUAGACGUGGCUGAUAUUGUGGAUCUUGAAGAUGUCACGGGGUCAUUGCAAUCUUCUCCAUUUGAGCUAUUCCGUCCUAAAGGCAGAUUGAGUGUCAGCGAUCUUGUCGGAUUAGUGUGGUGUGAGAUGCAGUACGAUUACCGCCUGAGGACUCUGCCACAUCUCCCACCGCACAAACGACCCACUGUCAUCACCACUCGUACUGGCGAGCAGAUCUCAGUGGAUAAGGUCAAGGUCGAGGGCAAAGAGAAAGUCUUGAAACGAGGACAGAAAAUACACAAGCGUUUGGAGAAAGAAAUCCACCCGCAGGAGAUUGUCGUUCGGUCCGAGACCAAGGAAGAUGUAUGGGGUCUGAGAUUUCUCAACAUGUUUGCCGCAAUUGAGGCUCUCUUGACGAUUGGCAAGUGUCGAGAGUUACCGGUGAUCGGUCUGGUGGGCGGUACGUUGGUCAUGGGCGUCAUUGAUGAGAUCGUCCGGGAGCCGAUUCCCGUUCCCAAGACUUCGAAAGCUAAGAAAGAACCCGACAAGACGCAAACUUCGCUCACUUCGUUCUUCUCACCUACCAAGCCAAAGACAUCGACGGGACCUCUUACCCGAGCAUCAGAUUCUAUUCCACGAGAGGCCGAUACGCUGGCCGGCAGACUCCAACUCAUGCUAUACAAAGAGAUACUUGACGCCAUCCUCUUGGCAGAGCCUAUCCCAGAGCAAGAUAUAGAAACACCGCCCAUUGUCGUCUCUGAUUCGGCUAUAUUACCGACAGAAGUUCCAUUUGCAUGGUCAACGAUCUUCUCCCAUCUCGGCGUUCAGCUUGAUCAGCCAUUCUCUGAUCAUUUCUUGCACGAAUCUGCCCCGAUAGUCGUAGGCAACGAAUUGCGAUUCAAUGUCGAUAAGGCAAGGACAUUACGAGACAUGGUACGAUCCUGGGAGCAAUAUGUCUCGAUCCUUGGUCUCGGAACGCCCAUUCGUAACGCCUCACGUCUGAAAGUUCUGUCGGUCGAGGAGAAGAACAGAGGCAAGACGGAUGAUAGGCUCGAGCUGGUCUACAGGAGGGCAGGUUCGAAGAAGCUCAAAGGGGACGCGUCGGCGUCGACGCGAGCGCUGGAGACUAGGCCGGCAACGCUCAAGGGUGCGGCUUUGGAUCAGGCAUCGACCCUGCACAACUCGACGUUGUCUGAGGCUGAACAGCUAGAGGAAAUGCUCAUACAAGAGGCCCUGAACGAAAGUCUGCGAGACGGCAAUCAAACCUCUUACAUGGCCAAUGCAGAGCUCGACAUGUCGACUUACAUGAGGUCGGCGAGCUCCUCUUUCGGUGAUGAUGUUGACCAGGCAGAUCACAUUGGUGACGAAACGAUCGACGAGGGUCUAGCUUGGGCCGCGGAAGUCUCAUUCGGGAUCCACCAGGACGAGCCAAUUCUGAAUGAUGCGAAAGAGACCGUUCUUCGAGGGUCCCAGUCUGUCGCAAGCCAGAGCCAAAACACUCCCAGCUCGUCACCGUCAUCAUCAUCCAGCUCCUCACCGGUGAUCGAUAAACGCCGAUUGCCGGUUCAUGCUUCUGUCGACAGCGCGGCUACGGCUACCUCUCAGUCAUCAUUCAAUCGAAGAGGUUCAUCUCAGGGGACUUCUAAAGCUGGUAGUAUUAUCGGCAAGAGCGUCUUCACCCAUUCACCCAGGCAGCUCGCGAUACACCUCGCUUCGACUCUACAGUGGUGGAUGGGGGAGAGAGAACCUAAGGGUGUCUCUGUUCAUGAGACCAGACGGUGUGGGUGGUGUGAGUUCGAGGAAGGUUGCGAAUGGCGGGCCAAAAAGGCCGAAGAGGCUUUAAGCAACGCUCGGUCUCGUCUAGGCCGAUAA
Messenger RNA from Kockovaella imperatae, 2058 nucleotides. RefSeq names its product exonuclease V. Gene Ontology annotation, molecular function: single-stranded DNA 5'-3' DNA exonuclease activity. The transcript has 8 exons. Bases 1 to 2058 code for a protein of 685 amino acids. Gene Ontology annotation, cellular component: mitochondrion; nucleus. Gene Ontology annotation, biological process: interstrand cross-link repair. NCBI's taxonomy places the organism in Eukaryota, Fungi, Basidiomycota, Tremellomycetes, Tremellales, Cuniculitremaceae. The record is from RefSeq and is a predicted model, not a curated record.